This is a messenger RNA of Anopheles marshallii, 3861 nucleotides long. It is a transcript of the gene fliI, whose product is annotated as protein flightless-1. Gene Ontology annotation, molecular function: actin filament binding; phosphatidylinositol-4,5-bisphosphate binding. Bases 1 to 3861 code for a protein of 1286 amino acids. NCBI's taxonomy places the organism in Eukaryota, Metazoa, Arthropoda, Insecta, Diptera, Culicidae. Gene Ontology annotation, cellular component: actin cytoskeleton; cytoplasm; nucleus. The transcript has 6 exons. The record is from RefSeq and is a predicted model, not a curated record. Gene Ontology annotation, biological process: actin filament severing; myofibril assembly; actin polymerization or depolymerization.
AUGAGCACUACAGGUGUCUUGCCGUUCGUGCGUGGAAUAGAUUUCACGAACAAUGACUUCAGCGAUGAAAAAUUUCCGAAAAACAUCAAACACAUGUCCGGGGUCCAGUGGCUCAAGCUGGACCGUACCGGCAUGGAUACGAUACCGGACGAGAUGGGCAAACUGGUGAAGCUGGAACAUCUUUCGAUGAAGAACAAUCAGUUGGAAAAGUUGUUCGGCCAGCUGAGCGAACUCGGCUGCUUACGGUCCCUGAACGUUCGGCGCAACAAACUGAAAAGUCACGCAAUUCCGUCGGAUUUGUUCGAGCUGGAAGAGUUGACCACGCUCGAUCUAUCGCACAAUCGCCUCAAGGAAGUGCCGGAAGGUUUGGAGAAAGCGAAAGCACUUCUCGUACUGAACUUGAGCAACAAUCAGAUUGAAUCCAUUCCACCGUCGCUAUUCAUCAAUCUUACCGAUCUGCUGUUUCUCGAUCUGUCCAACAAUAAGCUGGAAACGUUACCACCCCAAACGCGCCGUUUGUCCAACCUUCAGACGCUCAUACUGAACGACAAUCCGCUCGAGUUGUUUCAGCUACGGCAACUACCUUCCCUGCAGAGCUUGGUUUGCCUGCAGAUGCGAAACACGCAGCGUACGAUUAACAACUUUCCGGCCUCACUCGACAGUCUUUCCAACCUGCAAGAGCUGGACCUGUCUCAGAAUGCACUGUCCAAGGUACCGAGUGCUCUGUAUAAUCUUGCCAAUCUAAAGCGCCUCAACCUGAACGAUAACGUACUCGAGGAACUAUCGCCCAUGAUCGAGAAUCUGACCAAGCUGGAAACGUUAAACCUUUCGCGUAACAAGCUAACCGCCCUUCCGGCAACGUUGUGUAAGCUGCAAGAGUUACGUCGGUUGUACGUGAACGAUAAUUUACUCAACUUUGAAGGAAUCCCGUCCAGCAUUGGUAAACUCAGCGCGUUGGAAGUGUUUUCUGCCUCGAACAAUGAGCUAGAAAUGGUCCCGGAAGGAUUGUGCCGCGGCUGUGGCUCGCUAAAGAAGCUAAAUCUUAGCUCGAACAAACUGAUCACACUGCCCGAAGCUAUCCAUCUGCUGACCGAUAUGGAACAGCUGGAUCUGCGAAACAAUCCCGAGUUGGUGAUGCCACCGAAACCGAUCGAAGCGCAGCGCGGUGAUGGUUUGGCCUACUAUAAUAUAGAUUUUUCGCUUCAAACUCAGCUACGAUUGGCGGGCGCGAACGUUCCGGCCCAGGUCCAAGGGGCGGCCAACGCGGGAAAGGAUCCAAUUGCGCGUAAACUACGGCUAAGGCGCGGUGCACGCAACGAUUCGUCCGACAAUCAAGAUUCGGCCAAAAUUCUCAAAGGCAUGCAGGACAUUGCGAAGGAGAAAAACAACGGGCUUGGGUUCGGGGAGGAAAAGGUGGAAAAUUUAAAACCGAAGCGUUGGGACGAAACGCUCGAAAAGCCACCGGUUGACUAUUCGGAAAUUUUCGAAGACGAAGACGGCCAGUACCCGGGUCUAACGGUGUGGGAGAUUGAAAACUUUCUGCCCAACAAAAUCGAGGAAGCGGCACAUGGGAAGUUUUACGAGGGUGAUUGUUAUAUCGUGCUGAAAACGUCCCACGACGACAGUGGCCAACUGUCGUGGGAAAUUUACUUCUGGAUCGGUACGAAAGCGACGUUGGAUAAGCGGGCCUGUUCUGCAAUACAUGCAGUCAAUCUUCGCAACUACCUCGGGGCCCGGUGUCGCACGAUCCGCGAAGAGCAGGGUGAUGAGUCGGAUGAGUUUUUGGCACUGUUUGAUACGGAUGUAACGUACAUUGAGGGAGGCCGUACACCGACCGGAUUCUAUACGAUCGAAAAUGCGGUUUACAUUGUGCGGUUGUACCGGGUGCAUGAUGCUGGUCCAAACAUUCACCUAGAACCGGUCCCGGUUAGUUACAAGUCGCUUGAUCCGGGUUAUGUGUUCCUGCUCGACACGGGGCUGAAUAUAUUCGUGUGGUAUGGCACACGGUCGAAGAACACACUGAAAUCGAAAGCCCGCUUUACGGCCGAGAAGAUAAACAAGCACGAACGGAAGAAUAAGGCCGAAAUCUAUCAGGAGUAUCAGAAGCAGGAAAGUUUAGACUUUUGGCGCGCGCUUGGAUUCGCCGACGGACAGGGACCACAGGACGAAGAUGCGGAACACCUGAACCAAUCGCAUGUCGAUCCGGACUUUGUCCCGGUACCGCCGCGCCUUUAUCAGAUCCAGCUCGGCAUGGGCUAUCUGGAGCUGCCACAGGUUGAACUCCCCGGUGGCGGUAGUAACAAAACGCUUACGCACACAAUACUCGCGAGCAAGAAUGUGUACAUCCUGGACUGUUACCUGGAUUUGUUCGUGUGGUUUGGUAAAAAAUCAACACGUCUCGUGCGGGCUGCGGCCAUCAAACUUUCUCAGGAACUUUUCAGCAUGAUCGAUCGGCCGGACUAUGCGAUGAUAACGCGCGUACAGGAGGGCACCGAAACGCAAGUGUUUAAAUCGAAAUUUACCGGCUGGGAAGAGAUUAUUGCGGUGGAUUUUACCCGCACGGCUCAAUCGGUUGCCCGUACCGGUGCGGAUCUAACGCAGUGGGCCAAACAGCAGCAAACGAAGGCGGAUCUGGCCGCGCUGUUUAUGCCCCGCCAACCGGCAAUGACACCGAUGGAAGCGGCCCAGCUGGCCGAGGACUGGAACUACGAUCUGGACGUGAUGGAACCGUUUGUGCUGGAGAACAAAAAGUUUGUCCGCCUGCCGGAGGAAGAGCUCGGUGUGUUCUAUACCGGCGAAUGUUAUGUGUUUCUUUGCCGCUAUUGCUUGCCGGUGGACGAUGAUGAUGAUGCGGAUGGUGAUGAAGAUGAAGCCGAUUCGGGAGCUGCCGCGAAUGGGGCAAACGAAGGUACCACGGCUCCGGUCAAGAUGAAACAGCUCGAUCCGGUAGCGACACCGGCGGAAGAGAUCCAGUGCGUCGUGUACUUCUGGCAGGGUCGAGAAGCGGGCAAUAUGGGUUGGCUAACGUUUACCUUUACGCUGCAGAAGAAGUUUAAAUCCAUGUUCGGCGAAGAGCUGGAGGUGGUACGGAUACAUCAGCAGCAGGAAAAUUUGAAGUUUAUGUCACACUUUAAGGGGAAGUUUGUGAUUAAAAAUGGCAGACGCAAGGAACGGUUGCGUACGCCUGAAGGUAAACUACCGGUAGAGUUCUACCACCUACGAUCGAACGGAAGUGCACUGUGUACGCGUUUGAUUCAGAUCAAGCCGGAAGCAACCGUGCUGAAUUCGGCCUUCUGCUUUAUUCUUUUCGUUCCGUUCGAAACGGAUGAUGAUUCCGAGUCGGGUAUCGUGUAUGUGUGGAUGGGAUCCAAAACAACGGGCGAAGAAUCGAGACUGAUACAGGAAAUUGCGGAGGAUAUGUUUAACAACCCGUGGGUUAGCUUACAGAUUCUACACGAAGGUGAAGAGCCAGAAAACUUCUUCUGGGUUGCACUAGGUGGGCGCAAACCGUACGACACGGAUGCGGAGUACAUGAACUUUACUCGUCUGUUCCGUUGCUCGAACGAGAAAGGUUACUUCACGGUGGCGGAAAAGUGUUCCGACUUUUGCCAGGACGAUCUGGCGGACGACGACAUCAUGAUACUGGACAACGGGGAACAGGUGUUCCUUUGGCUGGGAUCGCGUUGCAGCGAGGUGGAAAUCAAACUGGCAUACAAAUCUGCCCAGGUUUACAUUCAGCAUAUGCGCAUCAAACAACCCGAACGACCGCGGAAGCUAUUCCUUACGCUGAAAAAUAAGGAAUCGAAACGUUUCACCAAGUGCUUCCAUGGGUGGAGUGCACACAAAAAGCCACCGGAGUAA